Pteronotus mesoamericanus is the source of this 1536-nucleotide messenger RNA. RefSeq names its product stabilizer of axonemal microtubules 5 (gene SAXO5). NCBI's taxonomy places the organism in Eukaryota, Metazoa, Chordata, Mammalia, Chiroptera, Mormoopidae. The record is from RefSeq and is a predicted model, not a curated record. The transcript is spliced from 9 exons. Bases 1 to 1536 code for a protein of 511 amino acids.
AUGCCCGUGGGUGCCCUGCUGCCGUGCCCGGCGGCCCGGCGGGACUUCCUCAAGGCCUCACACUUCGCUCUGGGGUCGGACCCGCAGCUGCACAUGGGUGCCACGCAUUCCACGACGCACCGCGACUUCCCAGCAUACCCGGACGUCCCCCGCGCACUGCCGUGCCCGCCGCCUCCUCGAGCGACCCUCUUCCAUCAGGACACGCGCUGGGCCAGUGGGGAGUUCCUGUCGGCGGCACACUGUGCGUUUGUGUCACCGCCCACCCCGUUGAGGGAGACGGAACGGGCGCGGGCGGGGGCGUGCACACACGCCGCUCAGGCCAGCCACCUGCAAGUGCGAGAGAACGCGCGGGGACGUGCCCUCCUCUCCACCGCGCGCGCCGACUACGGUUGGCCAGCGCUGCCGGCGCGCGACAGCGAGCAGAGCCCAGGCGCGCGCCUCAUCUUCCACCGGGACUCGGUGCCACCUGGUGACCGAGCCAAGCUGCGCAUUCCGCCAACCACUCACCAAGCGCUCUUCCUGCCGCACGACGUGUACCCUCAGUCCACAGCGUCCUGCGGCCACCUCCGGGGCCCCACCCCCCUCAAGUGGGACCACAGGAGAUGGGAUGACGGGACCUCCUAUCAGAGACAGUUCCAGGCCCUGAUGAGCCCACCUGCCUUGAUGUGUAAGAGGGACUCCUCCAGUGUGGCACUGGGAGACUUCAAGAUUGGCUAUGAGCCCAUAUGUUCGGAACAGAAACAAGCCUACAGGCCCCAGGGUCUGCCCCCAGACAGGUAUGACAAGGCCCGGGCCUCGGCCCACACCUACUAUGUGAAUAUUGGCCCUGGCGAUGGCCGCUUCCGUGGCAGGACCACCAACGCUGAGCACUUCCGUGCCCAGGACCCAGAGCCUUUUGUUUUUCACCACAACUGGACUCCGGAGUCACACAUCCUGGGAGGAAAUCGGUGCCCAGGCCCAGGCAGCCUCACCACCUCCAUGCACCACUUCUAUGGCCAGCCGCUGCCAGUGACCAACUCACACAGCCGCCACGUGCCUCAUGAGAAAUUGCAGAGUCACAUGACCCUGGGGGAGUCGAAGCUGCUCAGACAGUUCUUCCAGACCUCCAUGGGCACGGACUAUUACCCCCCUGGCACACAACCGCUGCAGAAAGCGCUCAACCUCCACUUGCUGCGGAGCAACCUGCCAGAGGGCACCGGUGAAGCAGAUUUUUUAACCAUGAACCAGAAGAUGCUGAAACCACACAGAAUAGCUCCAGCCUCCGUGACUGCGAAGAUGCUACAGCGGUGCAAGGACAGCCACAUGGAGCCCCCACUGGGUGGACAGCGCUUCUUCUCAACCCAGUAUGAGGAUGAGUUUGCCUUCAAGUACCAGGGCCCAGCAGUGCUGAGAUCAGGCAACUUCCAGGACAGCCACGUGCCACUGGGCUCCCUUCACCAGUGGGGCUGGGGGGCUGGGAAGAAAACACAGGAGUUCAGCUUUCAGUCCUACAGGGACAAGAGGGCCUUUCUGGCUGCACUCCUGUGUCCACGUUGA